Messenger RNA from Dipodomys ordii (Ord's kangaroo rat), 1239 nucleotides. It is a transcript of the gene Rbm17, whose product is annotated as RNA binding motif protein 17. Gene Ontology annotation, biological process: mRNA cis splicing, via spliceosome; alternative mRNA splicing, via spliceosome. Bases 175 to 1239 code for a protein of 354 amino acids. The record is from RefSeq and is a predicted model, not a curated record. Gene Ontology annotation, molecular function: nucleic acid binding. The transcript is spliced from 11 exons. NCBI's taxonomy places the organism in Eukaryota, Metazoa, Chordata, Mammalia, Rodentia, Heteromyidae. Gene Ontology annotation, cellular component: precatalytic spliceosome.
CCCGCGCCGCCGAGUGCCCUGCGGACUCGGCCGAGGGUCGGCGCCGCCGCGGGCCUCGGCCUUCGGGGGCGGGGGGGCUUCGGCGGAGUGCGGGUGGGCUCCGCGCUGCCGCCGCCGCCGUCGUGCCCUAUGGGCAAGAUCCGCCCGCCAGGCCCGCAUUAAACUGGAGAGAAGAUGUCCCUGUAUGAUGACCUAGGAGUGGAGACCAGUGACUCAAAAACUGAAGGCUGGUCCAAAAACUUCAAACUUCUGCAGUCUCAGCUUCAGGUGAAGAAGGCAGCCCUCACUCAAGCAAAGAGCCAAAGGACAAAACAAAGCACAGUCCUUGCCCCUGUCAUUGACCUGAAGAGGGGCGGUUCCUCAGAUGAACGGCAGAUAGUGGACACACCACCACAUGUAGCGGCUGGGCUGAAGGACCCUGUUCCCAGUGGGUUUUCUGCAGGAGAAGUUCUCAUUCCCUUAGCUGAUGAAUAUGACCCCAUGUUUCCUAAUGAUUAUGAGAAAGUCGUGAAGCGCCAGAGGGAAGAGCGGCAGAGGCAGCGUGAGCUGGAAAGACAGAAGGAAAUAGAAGAGAGGGAAAAGAGGCGUAAAGACAGACAUGAAGCUAGUGGGUUUUCAAGGCGGCCAGAUCCAGAUUCUGAUGAAGAUGAAGAUUAUGAGCGAGAAAGAAGGAAAAGAAGUAUGGGCGGAGCUGCCAUUGCCCCACCCACUUCUCUUGUGGAGAAAGACAAGGAGUUACCCCGAGAUUUUCCUUACGAAGAGGAUUCAAGGCCCCGGUCACAGUCUUCCAAAGCUGCUAUUCCCCCUCCAGUGUAUGAAGAACCCGACAGGCCCAGGUCUCCAACUGGGCCCAGUAACUCCUUCCUUGCUAACAUGGGGGGCACAGUAGCACAUAAGAUCAUGCAGAAGUACGGCUUCCGGGAAGGCCAGGGACUGGGGAAGCACGAGCAAGGGCUGAGCACCGCGUUGUCUGUGGAGAAGACCAGCAAAAGGGGCGGCAAGAUCAUCGUGGGUGACGCCACCGAGAAGGGAGAGGCUCAGGAUGCAUCCAAGAAGUCGGAUUCAAAUCCAUUAACAGAGAUACUUAAGUGCCCUACUAAAGUGGUUCUGCUGAGGAACAUGGUUGGUGCAGGAGAAGUAGAUGAAGACUUGGAAGUUGAAACCAAGGAAGAAUGUGAAAAAUACGGCAAAGUUGGGAAAUGUGUGAUAUUUGAAGGACCUGACCCAUACCGAAUGUGA